Messenger RNA from Scophthalmus maximus (turbot), 5042 nucleotides. RefSeq lists its product as uncharacterized. Gene Ontology annotation, molecular function: protein tyrosine kinase binding; MHC class II protein binding. Gene Ontology annotation, cellular component: membrane raft; external side of plasma membrane. The transcript has 14 exons. Lineage: Eukaryota; Metazoa; Chordata; Actinopteri; Pleuronectiformes; Scophthalmidae. The record is from RefSeq and is a predicted model, not a curated record. The coding region runs from base 740 to 1900 and encodes 386 amino acids. Gene Ontology annotation, biological process: T cell activation; positive regulation of ERK1 and ERK2 cascade; interleukin-15-mediated signaling pathway.
AAUAAAUCAGGCAAACUUGGUGUUUCUGCUUGUGUUUUCCCAGAUUUGCUUCAAAUCCAAUUUGCCAGAUGGGACAUAUGUUAAAAACACUCCCCCUUUAGUUUUCAGAGGGAAAGUUACCGAGCUGCAAGGAGGAAGAACCAACAGUUUAAAAGAAACACACCAAAAUCAUUAAGUAAUCAAAUAUCAUAAUUUUCUUGCACCACUUGUUCUUGGCCACAGGCGUCAUAUUCCGGUGGGUGAGAUGUCGCAUCUCACUUCUGCUUUGUGAUGACAAACACUCCCACUAAUAAGUUUCGUUUUAACGCCACAGCUACUUCAUCUUUCUCAGUCGUCCUCGUCGUCUUUCCACGACGUUGGAAUCAUCAUUGGCACAAAAAAGAAGAAUCUUGUAAAAUCAAGAAUUAAAUGAAUGAAAACUGUUCUCGCUCUUCUGAUGUUUCCUUUGCAUUGAGGUCUUAAAAUGCAACGAAAGCAAGAAAACCAAGUGUCAAAGGCAUCACAUCACACCCUUCAUCUCCACACUGAGCCACGUUUGGAUUUUUCGGGAAUAUUUGACCUCUUGACAAGAGUUACAGACCGAUGAGAAGCUCAUAGGCUCUGAUGAGGAGAUUCAAGUCACUACAAGGGAGUGGCUUUCAACCAACAAGAGGAAGUCCGGACUCUGAAAGAAGCAUUAGUCGGAAGCUUUGACAGUCGCAGUGAGAACGAGGGAAAGACAACAAGAAAGAGAAGUGCGAUGGUUGAAUUUAAGUGGACUGAAUUGAAUCAAAUCUCUUUAUUUCUGAUCCUGGUGCUUCACUUCAGAGCAAUAAAAGGACGAGAUCCCCACCUCACCGUCAUUGUCGGAGAUGAAGUGACGUUGCCUUGUGAAAACAGGACCGAAGAUCAGCUCAAGUGUAACGGUACAAGUUGGCUCUUCAAUGAGAGGCCACGGUCGCCAGCGGUGGAGCAGAUCAAGCUCGGGCAGGUCGUUGAACAAGCCAGAACCAAAUCAGACAGACUGAGUGUCACAGAGGACUGUUCUCUGGUUGUGAAGAAGGUCACGGUCAAGGAUGCCGGUCUGUACGCCUGCAGACAGUUUAACAAAUCCGGACAACAACAAGGUUCAAGUGCUCUGGUUUAUCUGUCUGUUAUUAACAUUCAUGUGGGCGAGGAUGCGAUGACGAUAACGUGCUCCGUGUUGACAUAUGAACACUGUGGACACACGGUGGAGUGGUUGAACACGGGCGUAAAGGACGAAUGGCAGAGUUCGCAGGUUUCCUGCUCCAGCACUGUGACAUUCAAACCUUCUCUUCCUCAUCCGAAGUAUGAGGAGUCACUGAGGUGUAGAGUGACGGACAGGGAUGGAGGGAACCUGCUGCUGUGCAGCGUCUCCACUCAGUCCCCGUGUGAGAAAAGGGGAUCGUCUGUUGACUUGGUGGAUUCGAACGAACGAGAUGACGGAUGUCAGAAAGCCAAUCAAAAAUGUUCUUCAGUGUCGUCGUACUCUCCUCAUUGGUGGUGGUUCAUUAUUGGGGCAGUGGCUUUAGCAGCCCUGUGUGUUGUAGCGCUCAUCAGGUGGAGAAGAACCAACGGGAACAAAACACGGAUGGAUGACGACGCUAAACCGAGCUCAACCCUCGCAGUGACACAGGCUCCAGCAACGAGUCAGGACACGGCUGACCCUGCAGAUGUUGUUUCCUACGCCUCCGUCAGCUACAUCAAGAAGACCAGCAGUAAAGCCCGGGUACAAGUUAAAGAUGAUGAUGACGAAGGUGAUGCAGUGACAUACAGUGCCAUAAACAAUUCCUCUUGGUCAGCUGGAGUCUCCGUAGAUCACGACUAUGCAACCGUCAACAAACCCAAUAAAGUUACAUCUAAUAUUAUUACAUUGGUUCAUGAAUCUGAUGACAAAUAAGAAAGCCAUGUCAGUUUUAUUUGCCUUCUCUUUCACACUGUAUGAAUUCAUAUCUUUUUAUACUUAAUCAUAAUGCUUUUACCCAGUGAUUUAUAGUUAUUGAUACAUGAAGGAGAUUAUAAGUACUUGAAGUUCUGCUGUAUCUGGCUGCUAUUAUCUUAAGUUUUAUUUUAUGACCAUGAUUUAAUUUUCACGGUCAUUUUCAGUAAUUGAUGUUGAGAAGAGGGUGCUGUAGGUGAACUAGUGCAAUGUGAGAAGUAGAAACCAGCACAUUCAUAUAUUACAUGAUAUAUAUAUAUAUAUAUAUUUUGCUGUCCAGCAGUUUAUCAGGACCAGUAAUUGAUUUUUACCUGAAAAAACAGUCAUGUACUUAUUUACGAUCAGAUGAUGAUUGUUGAGUUUCAUGGUGAUUUUUGUUGUAUCUUUGUUUGUGUAUUUUCCAUUACAAAUAACAGUCUUCAUUGUAAAAGAUUGGUCAGAUUUCUUUCUUUCUUAUGGUUUUUUUAGAAGGCGAAGAAACAAACUAAUAGGAAGUGGUUUGUAGCCUCUUGUAUCAACAAUGAAUAACCUGACACUCAUUUGAAACUACUGAAUCACAAGUAAAAUUGUAGUUCACCAAUGAGGAUAUGUUUUCUCUUUUUUUCUUUUCUUUUUUCUUUAGCUUUAUAAAGUCUUUUUUAUACAGUUUUCUUCUAUUUUAUAUUUAUUUAUAUAUCCCAAAACAUGCAGGUUCAGUUAAUUGAGAUUCUGAAUUGACCAUAGAUGUGAAUGUGAAUGUGAAUGUGGUUGUUUGUGCUUAUGUCGGCCCUGUAGUGGACUGGCGUCCUGUCCAGGCUGUACCCCACCUCUUGUCCAAUGUCAGCUGGGAUCACAACUAUGGAAAGCCGUUUGAGCAUUUAUUCCUUAUCCUUCAUAUUAGACAUCAGGUUGCUCCACUAGUUUGCUCUUUGUCAGCACAAGUUGGACAUUCAGUCCUACUAGUCUGUCUUUUUCAGCAACUAGUGGCACUUUUGUCCUACACUACUUCCAACACGAGCCUUACUAGUAAAACCAAAGUCCCAACUAGUCCGCUUUUUCACACACUACUGGCAUGUUACUGUCUCUUUAAUAGAAAUAGUUCUCUGUAUGGCUUUAGAGUCUGUAAGUGGCUUUGAAGUUUGUUAGUUCAUAGCUUUCAAGUUAGCCAGUUAGUUCAGUUGAGGCUCAAAGACCGACGAUCUACACUAUCUUCUAAUCGUAGUACACUUUUCUGUAUGGUCUGUACUGUCACUGUGGGUGAACUGAUACACGUUAGUCACAGGAAGGAAAAUCGCCACAUUGCACCGUUAAGAAAAAACAGACGCAGAAAAGCCAAGAAAAACAGACAAAGAGGAACAAUGGUUGAAUUCAAAUGGAUUAAAAUGUUUUUAUGUGUGACACUGGUGCUUCAGUUUACAGUGACUGAACAGAGGAGCACUGACGAGAUGACAUUCACCUGCUCGGUGUGGGCGUAUGUGUCUACACACAGUGAAGUGGCUCCUUAAGGGCGGAGACGUGGAUGAAGACAACGACGACCUGAGUACGCAACAGUCUGGCUGCUCAGCCACUGUGAGCUUUAAAGCUUCUAAUUUUAUUAACAAGUCAAAGAUACUGACAUGUGAAGUGACGGAUGGUUUCACUGAGGAAGAGCAAAAAGUUUCCCUUUAGGCCUCGCUCAUCAGGUGAGAAUCCCAUGGAAUAGAACAAGCUAUUCCAGAGCUGAAAAAUUGCAUCAUAAGUAGAAGAGUCAACGCCGAGCUGCUCGACAACGCGCCAACAUAAAAAUAGCAAAUGACAUAAGCGGACAAUAUGUCACUGUGGGGGAACAGACACGCGUCAGUCACAGGAAGGAAACGCCACAUUGCACAUUCUGCUGAGAAAGAAAGCAGCAAAGACAAGAAAAGAGAAGCCGCCAAGGAACAAUGGUUGAAUUCAAGUGGAUUAAAGUGUAUUUGUGUGUGAUACUGGUGCUUCGGUUUACAGCGAUAACAGAACAAAAAGAUCAGUCCGUCGUUGUCAGAGCUGGAACUAGAGUGACUUUGCCUUGUGGACUUGAGGAUCGGGAUAACUGUGAGAACACAGACUGGCUCUUUGCUAAAUUGCAGCAGACCAGUCCAGUAGAGCUGGUCAGAUCUGGCCUGCUCCAGACAUCUGCGAGUUCCAAAUCCAGACCAGAGAGGAUGCGUGUUACAGGAAACUGUUCUCUGGUUGUAAAGGAGGUCACAGCUCAGGAUGCUGGUCUAUACUGCUGCAGACAGGAUGAAGACGGGAGAAUGAAAUAUGCUGUAGUUUAUUUGUCUGUCGUCAAUAUGACCGAACAGAGGAGCACUGAUGGAGUGACACUCACCUGCUCAGUGUGGGCGUAUGGAGAGAGCAGAUGCACAGUGAAGUGGCUCUUAAAGGGCGGAGACGUGGAUGAAGACAACGGCGACCUGAAGACGUCACAGUCUGGCAGCUCAGCCACCGUGAGCUUUAAAAGCUCUCAUUUCAUUAACAAGUCAGAAAACUACGAGCCACUGACAUGUCAAGUGACGGAAGGUUUCACUGAGAAACUUUUUCUCUUCAGGCCUCGGUCAUCAGCACUUGGAGACAACGAGACGACAACAGAGUCAGAAGAUUGGUGGUGGUGGUGGUGGUGGUGGAUGCGCAUCGUUCUGGCUGUGGGCUUAGCAGCAGUCGUAAUAACUGUGGAGGCUGUACUCAGGUGGAAGAGAAGUAAAGAUGGGAACAUUCAAAGAUGAAAGAAAAGGUUUAGGAUGAUGACGAUGAUGAUGUUGAUGAAGAUGAUGAUGAUUAUGAUGAUGACGAUGAUGAAGGUGAUGCAGUGACCUACAGCGCAGUGAGAGAUUCCUCUUCCUCGGCUGGAGCCUCCUCACAUCCCAGCAGCCUCUAGGCUUCCGUCAGCGAACCCCCCCCAAAAAACAGGACACAAUAUAGUUACGUGUCAUAUCAUUACAUUGGUUUUUAAAUCUGAUGAAAAAUAAGAAAACCAAGUCAGUUUUUAUUUGCCUUCUCUGUCACACUGUAUUAACUGAUGUCUUUUAUAUAUAACGUUUAUGCUUUUACUAGUCAUUUUUAUAGAUAUUGAUACAUAAAGGGAAAUAAAAAAAACUUGAAGCACUGC